GUUGGUAUAUUGGAGAAUGUAAAGGCAGUGUGUCUACACACUGAUUGAUAAAGAUAACUACGGGAGCCAGCUGAUCUAAAAUAUGUGGCCAUUUAUCGGCUCUUGUGACGCCGAAAGCCAGGUUCACAUUGUCUAUUUUGGAGAGCACAGUGGAGGGAAAACGUGGAAGGAAAUUGAAGAUGGUCAUCAUUCCUACCUACUUUCCGUGAAGAAGUCGGAAGAAGAAGCCAGAUCUUCUCUGGUUUACAGCUACAAGAAGAUUAUCAAUGGCUUCUCCGCCUGGCUCACCCCCCAUGAAGCUGCCAAGUUAUCCGCAGAAAUUAAUGGAGUGAUUUCAGUGUUCAAAAGCCAGCCCGGAAGAUACCAUCUUCAAACCACAAGAUCCUGGGAUUUUGUUAGCUUACUCGAAGGUCAAGAACUGAAACACCCAACUGAUGAGGAAGAACUAUCGCGUAAAGCCAACUACGGAAAAGAUGUCAUUGUUGGGGUCUUCGACAGUGGAAUAUGGCCAGAGUCAGAGAGUUUUAGCGACCAAGGAAUGGAACCCAUCCCAAAAAGAUGGAAAGGAAUAUGUCAGAGUGGCGCGGCUUUUGACACUUCUCAUUGCAAUAGGAAACUAAUUGGAGCUCGGUAUUACCUAAAUGGAUAUGAAGCCUAUCAUGGCCCUCUCAACAACAUAGAUGAUUAUCGAUCACCUAGAGACAAAAAUGGCCAUGGAACUCACGCAGCCUCAAUUGUUGGAGGUCGCAGAGUCGCCAACAUCUCAGCCCUCGGUGGUCUUGCCAAUGGCACAGCCUCUGGUGGCGCUCCGCUAGUGCGCCUCGCCAUUUACAAAGUUUGUUGGCCAAUCCCAGGCUUGUCUAGGGCAGAAGACAACAUAUGUUUUGAUGAAGAUAUGCUUGCAGCCUUCGACGAUGCCAUCGCUGAUGGGGUUGAUGUGCUCAGCAUCUCCGUCGGGGCAAACAAUCUUGAUCCCUACAAAAUAGAAGUAAUUUCUAUUGGGUCGUUUUAUGCUAUGAAGCGAAACAUCGUGGUGGCCUGCAGCGCUGGCAAUGAGGGACCUUUCCCAUCAACUGUGAAGAAUGUAGCGCCUUGGAUCAUCACUGUAGGUGCAAGCAGCAUAGAUAGAGUCUUCUCUUCACCGGCUGUGCUAGGAAACAACAUGAAAAUUGAGGGACAAACAGUAACUCCAUAUGCAUUGAAAACCAUGUACCCACUAGUUUAUGCUGGAGACGUAGAAAUACCAGGCACAACAACGGAGGACUUCAGCGGGCAAUGCCUUCCUGGGACUCUCUCACCCGAAUCGGUGAAAGGAAAAAUCGUGUUAUGCCAAGGUGGGUAUUCAUAUGAUGUUCAGACAGCUUUAGAGGUCAAAAGAGCUGGGGGAGCUGGCUUCAUCCUACAGAACCCUUUGGAUGGUAUUGGAAUAUCAGUUGUUGCUCAUGUUCUUCCAGGAACAACAGUGUUUUCUAAUGAGCCUGCCACGAUUCUUGAUUACCUAAGAAAUACUAGCAAUCCCAUGGCCACAAUAAUCCCACCUACAACUGUCAUGAACAGUAAACCAUCACCUUUCAUGGCAGGCUUCUCCUCAAGGGGUCCAAAUGGCCUUGAACCUAAUAUUUUGAAGCCUGACAUUACAGCCCCAGGUCUAAAUAUAUUAGCAGCAUGGAGUGAGGGAUCUUCUCCAACUAGAUUGGAGGAAGACAAACGAGUGGUUAAGUACAACAUAUUUAGUGGCACUUCCAUGUCUUGCCCACAUGUGGCCGCCGCAGCCGCACUAAUCAAGGCCAUUCAUCCUAAUUGGAGCAGUGCAGCCAUAAGAUCAGCCCUCAUGACUACUGCAACAACAGAUGACAACAGGGGCAUGCCAAUGAGUGAUGCAUCUGGAAAGCCAGCAACCCCAUUCCAUUUUGGAGCUGGCCACUUCCAACCAGCAAAGGCAGCACAGCCUGGCCUCAUCUAUGAUGCCAAUUACCAUGACUAUCUCCUUUCCCUCUGCGGCAAUGGUGCCAAUAAUUCACUAGAUCCAACGUUCAAUUGCCCAGAGAAUUUCCCAUCAGCAAGCAACCUUAACUACCCAUCACUUUCCAUUUCAAGUUUGAUAGGCACCAUUACAGUGAAGAGGACUGUAACUAAUGUUGGCAGUAGCAAUCCAACCACUUAUAACUCCACGAUCCAAUCUCCAAAAGGAUACAUUGUUGAGAUCUCUCCAACAACACUAAGCUUCAGUCACUUGAACGAAAAGAAUAACUUUACCAUCACAAUCAAAGCAAACGAUAGUGUCAUUCAAAGCGGCGUGUAUUCGUUUGGGUGGUAUAUAUGGAGCGAUGGGAUUCAUACGGUUAGGAGUCCUAUUGCAGUGUCUUCAUCUUUGGGACACCCACCGCGACAAUCACGCAGCUCUUCUAUGAAACGCAGUAAGGGGAAACCCUUGCUCAUAUUAUUAGGCAUAAUAAUAUUUCAAAUUUUCAUAAUAUUUUUUACCUAACACUUUAUAUGAAAGUGUUUAGAAUUUUCAAGUAAUCGAACUAUCCCUUUGUAAACCUAAUUUUAGGGGUUUAUGCAUAAUUAUUUUUGUCACAA
This is a messenger RNA of Diospyros lotus (date-plum), 2583 nucleotides long. Its product is annotated as subtilisin-like protease SBT5.6. The transcript is spliced from 9 exons. The record is from RefSeq and is a predicted model, not a curated record. NCBI's taxonomy places the organism in Eukaryota, Viridiplantae, Streptophyta, Magnoliopsida, Ericales, Ebenaceae. The coding region runs from base 83 to 2488 and encodes 801 amino acids. Gene Ontology annotation, molecular function: serine-type endopeptidase activity. Gene Ontology annotation, biological process: proteolysis.